AUGGAGUCUUGGAAGACAUAUUGGGCAGUCAUCUUCCUUGCAGCUAGUUUUGAUCUUAUCAAAUCCCAGAGAAUUGUCUGCAGGAAAGCCUCUGUUGGAGAUGUCGUGUUUCUGGUGAACACAAACAUUAAGCCCCAGUAUGCCCACAUCAUGAGAAGCUUCUUGAACAAUGUGAUCCAGGGUUUUAAUAUCACCAAAGAGACGGUUCGUGUGGGCUUGGCCCUGUACAGUGAUGUGCCCCAUUCUGAGUUCUUACUUUCAACCUACCACUACAAAAACCAAAUGCUGAAACACAUUCAGAAGCUUCAGUUUACACCUGGGGGCAACAAGAUGGGCUCGGCCCUGCAGUUCCUUCUAGAUCACUACUUCCAGGAAACAGCUGUGAGUCGGGCUGGGCAGGGUGUGCCUCAGAUUGCAGUGGUGAUCAGCAGUGGUAUAGCUGAGGACCAUCUGCAGGAACCUGCUGAGGCGUUUAGAAGGUUAGGCAUCAUCCUGUAUGCCAUUGGCAUCAAAGAUGCAGUUUUGACAGAACUCAAGAGAGUGGCUAGUAAUCCCGUGGAGAAGUUUACCACCUAUGUUCCCAGCUUCUCUGUUCUUGGCAAACUGGCUCCAAAGCUGAGGCAGGAACUCUGCGAUAUUUUGGCAAAGGAAGUUCAACCUGACAACCGCAUCUCCCCAGCUUGCAGAGAUGCAAUGUUGGCAGAACUACUCCUAAUAGACAACUCAACUAGCAUCGAAUCACAGUACUUCCAGAAAGAGAAGAAGUUCCUUUAUUCUGCCUCUUGGAAGAUUAAUAUUGGCAGUGACUAGGUCUGAGUAGAUCUUGUUCAGUAUAAUAACAUCUACUCUGCGUUUCAGCAGAAUCAGUAUGCUCAGAGAAGCAUGGUCCUGGAGAAAAUUCAAAAUCUUUCUAUUGAACAGGAGGUACAAACUCAGGGAGUGCCUUAGAACCAGCUACUUGAUUGAGGCAGCUGACAGCUGGGACAAGGAUAGGUUCCCCAAAUCGUUACCCGAAUAAGAGAUGGGGAGUCAAUUGAUGAAGCCCAGGAGGCAGCUGGCAUGUUGAAAGAAGAUGGAGUUGUAUAUUUGGUAGGGAUCAAAGUUCUGUAUAUACAUGGGUUGAAUAAAAUAGACAACAAGUUAUUUGAGAAGCUUCUCUUCAAUAGAGAAAGUUUAGCAUUUUAUAGAAAAUUUUCAGGAAGAUUUCUUCAAACUCAAUGCUUGGCAGUGGAGAGUAAGAUAAAAGAAUUGACUAAGACCUAUGCAGAUGUGGUCUUUCUUGCUGACACCUCUCAAGACACAUCAAGAGCCAGUUUCCAGUGGAUGCAGACUUUCAUCUCCAAAGUGGUUGGCUUACUCGAUGUUGGCAAAGACAAGUACCGAAUUGGGCUGGCUCAAUAUGGUGGACAAGGCCAUACUGAAUUUCUUUUCAAUACCUACCAGACCCAGAAUGAUAUUAUUGCUCAUAUCCAUGACCACUUUGUGUUCCGUGGUGGCUCCAGGAGGACAGGCAGAGCUCUGAGAUACCUUCAGGAGACUUUCUUUCAAGAGGCGGCUGGAAGUCGGUUUCUCCAGGGCAUUCCUCAGUAUGCAGUGGUCAUUUCUGCAGGAAAAUCUUCAGAUGAGGUCAAGGAUGCUGCACAAAUUCUGAAGGAGAAAGGCGUGAAAGUCAUGUCUGUGGGUGUACAGGAUUUUGACAGGAGAGAGCUGGAGUAUAUAGGGUCUCCCUCCCUUGUAUAUGAGAAACAAGGACAAGAGGGAGUCAGAGAGAUAAUACAAGAUGUCAAUGUGGUGCUACAAGGUACUGGAAGGGAGUUCACCAUUGAAGUUGAAAAGGAAGCUAUUUCUGCAUGUCCAACUGCUAUCCCGGCUGAUGUUGUAUUCCUCAUUGAGGACUUUAGCAGGGUCAGACAUUCAAAUUUCCAACAAGUUGUCAGUUUCUUAAAGACCAUGGUCAGUUCUCUGAGAAUUCAUCCUGAUGUUGUGAGGAUGGGCUUGGUUUUUUACAGUGAAGAAUCAAAACUUGAGUUUUCUUUGGAUACCUAUCAGACUGCAUCACAAAUCUUUGGACAUUUGGACAAAUUAACCUACAGGGAAAGAAGAGGAGGGACCAAGACUGGGGCUGCCUUGGACUUUCUAAGGAAUAAGGUUCUACUUCCAGAGAUGGGUGGUCGGAGGAUGAAAGGUGUGAAACAGAUAGCCGUGGUCAUCACUGAAAACUCCUCCCAAGAUAGUGUGGCCAGACCAGCCUCUCUCCUCCGCAAGGCCGAAGUCACCAUCUAUACAGUGAGCACUCAGUUUACUGAGAGUAAGGACCUAGAAAAGAUUGCAUCCUAUCCUUCAUGGAAGCAUGUUGUCCAUCUAGAAUCCUUUCUGCAACUCUCUGUGGUGGGAAAUAUGAUUAAGAAUCAACUGUGCCCUGAGGUUGUGGGCAGAAGUGUCUCCUCUUCUGGAAUGAGCUUUGUUCUUCAAACAGGUUGUGCUCAAGUGGAGAAGGCAGAUAUUUACUUCCUUAUUGAUGGGUCUGACAGCAUCCAACAAGAUGAUUUUCUGGAAAUGAAGAUGUUUAUGAAUGAGAUGAUAAAAAUAUUCCGUGUUGGGCCAGACAGUGUACAGUUUGGAGUUGUUCAGUACUCAGAGGGAGUCAGUAUUCAUUUUAUUCUCAAUCAGUAUUCCAGUGUGGUAGAUUUAAAGGCAGCCAUUGAUGACAUCCAAAAGAGAAGUGGUGGCACUGAGACAGGAUCUGCCUUGAUGACCGUGGCUCAGGCUUUUGCAGACACUGCUCGCAGCGGUGUUCCCUGGUAUCUCAUCAUCAUCACUGCUGGAAAAUCUGAGGACUCAGUGGCUAUUCCCAUAGAGGUUUUGAAGAGAGAAGGAGUCAAUAUUUAUGCAAUUGGAGUCAGAGACGCUAAUAUUGCUGAACUUCAGGAAAUAGCUAAUGACAAGGCAUUUUUUGUGCAUGAAUUUGAUUCUCUGAAGGCCAUUCAACAGGAAGUAAUACAGGACAUAUGUUCCUCAGAGAGCUGUAAAAAUAGGAAAGCUGACAUCAUCUUUUUGAUCGAUGGUUCAGAAUCUAUCUCCUCACAAAACUUUGAAAAGAUGAAGGCAUUUAUGAAGAGGUUGGUGAGCCAUGCAAAUAUUGGUCCUGAAGAAAUUCAAAUUGGCCUUCUGCAAUUCAGCUCAACUCCUCAAGAGGAAUUCAGGCUCAACCAAUACUACUCAAAGGUGGACAUCUAUAGAGCUAUCUCAGAUAUGCAGCAAUUGAAUGAUGGCACCCGCACAGGCAAAGCCUUGAGUUUUACUCUGCCUUUUUUUGAUGGUUCAAGAGGAGGGAGAGAGAGUGUUCAUCAGUAUUUGAUUGUGAUUACUGAUGGGGUUGCCCAGGAUAAUGUAGUCAUACCAGCUCAGGCUCUCAGGGACAGAAACAUCAUUAUUUUUGCCAUUGGGGUGGGAGAAGCCAAACACUCUCAGCUUUUGGAGAUUACUAAUGAUGAGGACAAAGUAUACUAUGGAGAAAAAUUUGAGUCCCUGCAGAACAUGGAGAAGGAAAUUCUUUUUAAAGUCUGCAUUCCACAAGGAUGCAGUGUAGAUUUGUCCAUAGGAAUUGACAUCUCUACUCCCACAAAGCAAGUUGAGCAGAAGCUUCAACAGUUACUGCCAGAGUUGAUGCACCAUUUGGCUUUUCUUCCCAACAUCAGCUGUAAUGCUCCCACUCAGAUCAAUACUAUGUUUCGCUUCCUGGCUCUUGGCUCCAAUGGUCAGCUAACCUUUGAUUCAGGCCUUGGGAAGCUGAAUAAUGACAGCAUUCAGGUUUUUCUUCAUCAGCAGACUGCCCAAAGUAGCCAUAUGAAUGUGGAUUUUUUGCAGUCUUUGGGCAAUCAUGCUCUCCACUCUUCUGCAAAAGUGAAGGUACUACUUGUGUUUACAGAUGGACUGGAUGACAAUUUACAGGCACUGAAAAUAAUAUCAGAGCUACUCCGCAACAAAGGACUCUCUGGACUUCUCUUUGUUGGCCUGGAAAACGUGCAUAAAUUAGAAGAGCUUCUGGAGCUAGAAUUUGGCAGGGGAUUUGCCUAUAAUCAACCUUUGAGUCUCUCACUGCCAUCUCUCCCAACUACCUUAUUGAGGCAACUGGUAAGUUUGUUUUUUCAAAAACAUUGUUGCAAUAUAUAUGCCAAGUGCUUUGGAGAUGACGGGCAUAGAGGUGGUAGUGGGAACCUUGGAAAGAAGGGAAAGAAAGGCUUUGAUGGAUUACCUGGCUAUUCUGGAGAAGAAGGCCAACAUGGAGAAAGAGGUCCCCGAGGUUUUCCUGGACUCCAAGGAGAGCAAGGAUGCUCAGGUGCCAGAGGGCCUCAAGGUGCAAGAGGAUUUUCAGGAGAAAAGGGCAACUCUGGUGAAGAUGGUUUAGAUGGCCUGGAUGGAGAACAGGGUAAUUAUGGAAUUCCAGGACCAUCUGGAGAAAAAGGAAACCAGGGAAAACGGGGCUUGACAGGACCACCAGGAAAACCUGGAGAGCGUGGUGCACCUGGACUCAGGGGUGAUCCUGGAGAUCCUGGUCUUGACAGUUAUAUCCAAGGCUCAAAGGGAGAAAAGGGAAGACGUGGACACCUGGGAAGUUCUAGCUUUGAUGGACCUCAGGGGGAUACUGGAAACAUUGGUGCUCGGGGAUCAAGAGGAAGAAGAGGUCAGCCAGGAUUGAAGGGUCUAAAUGGAAGAAUUGGUCAACGAGGUUUCCAAGGAGAGCGUGGGCAUCCAGGAUCUAAGGGACCAAGAGGAAGGCAAGGACCACCAGGAAUAUUUGGACAAAAGGGCUUUCAGGGGAUUCAGGGGCAUCUUGGACCUCAAGGACCAAAAGGUUCAGAGGGAAAAUAUGGACCAAUGGGAUUGAAGGGAGAUAUUGGUGAUCCUGGUAUAAAAGGUCCACAAGGAAAACAAGGACCAAGAGGACAGUCUGGAUAUUUUGGUCCAGAUGGAUACGGAUAUCCAGGAAGAAAGGGGAAAAAGGGUGAAUAUGGAUUUCCUGGCUAUCCUGGUGCACAAGGAGAAGAUGGUGACUUGGGCCACCCAGGAGAGAAAGGGGCAAAGGGCAUCAAAGGGAGGAGAGGAAAUGCUGGUUUUCCUGGAUUGGUUGGAACUUCCGGUGACCAAGGCCCACCAGGACCAGAGGGCAUCAAGGGCCCCAAAGGUUUGGUAGACAAAAAACCUUGUGAAAUUGUUGACUUAAUCCGAGAAAACUGUCGUAAGUUGAAAACGGUUCAAAGGAGCCAAAAUUGGAGCAUGGGGAUAGAUCAUGAGCUGAAGACAUUAAUUACUAGUGGGUUGGACAGUGAUUUAGGAGUUUCCAUUUUCAUCAUAAAAGGCUCUUGUGUUUCUAAAUGCCCCGUGUUCCCAACUGAAGUGGUCUUUGCCUUGGAUAUGUCAAGUGGUGUCUCUCAACUGGAGUUUGAGAGAAUGAGAGAUAUUUUAAUAUCUCUGUUGAUGAAGAUGGAAAUAAGUGAAAGUAACUGCCCAACGGGUGCCCGAGUGGCCAUCGUUUCUUACAACUCCAAAACGAAUUACCUGGUCCGCUUCUCAGACUACAAGGGGAAGCUUGCCCUCCUGCAGGCUGUGAGGAAGAUUUCCCUGGAACAGUCCUCUGAAAGCAGGAACCUUGGAGACUCUAUGAGGUUUAUAGGAAGACAUGUAUUCAAGCAUGUGCGUUCAGGUCUUCUCGUGAGAAAAGUGGCUGUGUUCUUCCAGGCAGGCUGGGCUUAUGGUGUCAAUGCUGUCGUCACUGCCAUCCUGGAACUCAGUGCUCUAGAUAUUACCUCUGCAAUCAUCACCUUCACAGAAGAACACAACCUUCCAGAGGCCCUACUGAUGGAAGAAACCAACAGAUUUCACUUGUUUAUCUGGGAGACGAAGUACCAGCAGGAUGUGGAGCACAUGGCCCGUUGCACUCUCUGCUAUGACAUGUGCCACCCAGCCCCAGGAUGCAGACCAGAAACACCUGGGCCCCUGGAAGUAGAUGCUGACUUGGUAUUCCUGGUGGACUACUCCCAACUGGUUGACACCAACCUCUACCAUGCUGCAUUGAAUCUAGUAUCAGCCACGCUCCAUAACCUGGAAAUCUCUGCUCAGCCAAGCGUGUCCUACCAGGGGACUCGUGCAGCUCUCAUGAUACACACGACUCAGGGCUACUGGCCUGGUAGAGGGAGCCUCCCAGUGUUGGUUGCCUUCAACCUGACCUCCUACAACAAGCGGAAACAGAUGCUACAGCGGGUCCAAGAUGUCUCACAUCGCUCCUUGCAGGGAGAGCCCGCACUGGGCCACUCAUUGGAGUGGACCUUGAAUAAUGUGCUCCUGACUGCUCCAUUGCCCAGGAGGAAACAGGUCCUUUUAGCCAUCGUGGCCAGUGAGACUAGUAGUUGGGACCAGGAGAAGCUAAGGACUCUGUCUUUGGAGGCCAAGUGCAAAGGCAUCACUCUGUUUGUGCUUGCCUUGGGUCCUGGUGUGGGAACCGUUGAGCUGGAGGAACUGGCCCUAGUGGCCAGCACCCCAUUGGAACAGCACCUGUUGCACCUCAGGGGAGUCUCAGACCAGGAGCUAGCCUAUGCCAGCAGAUUCAUAAGGGCCUUCCUGAACAUCUUCAAAAGUGGAACAAACCAGUACCCACCCCCAGAACUCAUUGAAGAAUGUGGGGGCCCAAACCGAGGAGACACUCGGCUAAAAUCACUUUUGCCUCUCUCAGGUUUAGAAGCUCCUGAUGCAAUCACCGCUUUUCUAGAGGAGCAAAGUAAAGUUCUAGCGACAUCUACAAUUCGUCAAGAAUCACUUGACAUUUUUGCAAGGAACGGCUAUGAGGCUGAAGAAAAUCAAGUCAAAAGGCUACUCAAACAAAAUGAAACAGGAAAAAAAGAACCUUCUGGCACUGUUGAUGGUCCUUGUUCCUUGGAGCCAAUGGAAGGUGAAUGCCAGGAUUACAUCCUCAAGUGGUACUACAGCAAAAAAGAGGGCCUUUGCCGACAGUUCUGGUAUGGCAGCUGUGGGGGCAACGCCAACCGUUUUGAAAGUGAAGAAGAAUGCAUGACUCAUUGUGUAUCUCAGCACUACUAG
Suncus etruscus (white-toothed pygmy shrew) is the source of this 7095-nucleotide messenger RNA. Its product is annotated as collagen alpha-4(VI) chain-like. The record is from RefSeq and is a predicted model, not a curated record. Lineage: Eukaryota; Metazoa; Chordata; Mammalia; Eulipotyphla; Soricidae. Gene Ontology annotation, molecular function: serine-type endopeptidase inhibitor activity.